Messenger RNA from Hirsutella rhossiliensis, 303 nucleotides. RefSeq lists its product as uncharacterized. The record is from RefSeq and is a predicted model, not a curated record. Bases 1 to 303 code for a protein of 100 amino acids. The transcript is spliced from 2 exons. NCBI's taxonomy places the organism in Eukaryota, Fungi, Ascomycota, Sordariomycetes, Hypocreales, Ophiocordycipitaceae.
AUGGCCCUAAUCUACUACAUGACCAACUAUGCGACGAAGGUAGAGGACCCCGUGUGGAAGCGUGUGGCCGCCGCGGCCGAGUUCCUUCCCGCGCUAGAGCCGACGGGAGAGGGCAACGGAAGUGGCGCCGACCGCGACGCCGGCCGAGGGGGCGGGGCCGAAGGGGUGGCGACGGCGGCGGACCCCAUAGGGGGGAACAAGACGAGAACGUUCCUGCUCAAGGCGGCGAACCGAGAUUGCUCCAUCAGGGACAAACUGCUGCUCUUUGAUGAUAUAACUGUGCCGGAGACGCCGCAGCUUUAA